This is a messenger RNA of Arabis nemorensis, 1518 nucleotides long. The record is from the annotation of a GenBank genome assembly. Lineage: Eukaryota; Viridiplantae; Streptophyta; Magnoliopsida; Brassicales; Brassicaceae.
AUGCCUACCAUCGCCGUGCCGAGUUUGUCUUCUUACAAACACAUCGUCACCGCCGGAACGGAGAAAUCCGAGGGCAUCGAAUCCGCCAAGUAUGAGACUCCUCGGAAGCGAAAACUGAGAUCGGAUUCGGCGGCGGAGAAUCUCCUUUCUGGAUAUUUCAUCUCUACCCCGAAGAAAUUGAAAUCUCAUCGACGAAUUGCUGUUUCCAAUCCCAAAAUGCCAGAGAAGGAAGUUAAGGAAGAAUCUAAUGAAAUUUUGUCAGUGAAAAACUUAUCAGAUUGUUCAGAUUCUAAAUCUAAUUGGAAUCCUAGAGAUGAGGAGCAAAUGAGAGUUGUGAAGAAGGCACUUCACGUAUCCAAAGCACAAUCAACAGUUGUUUGUCGUGAAGAUGAACAAAGACAGGUUUUCGAGUUUGUGAAAGGUUGCAUAGUUCAGCACAAGGCUGGGAGUUUAUACAUAUGUGGUUGUCCUGGAACUGGAAAAUCACUGUCUAUGGAGAUAGUAGUUCAACAAGUUGGUGACUGGGCAAAUCAGGCUGAUUUGCCACCUGUGGAUACAUUGUCUGUGAAUUGCACGUCGCUGACGAAAACAACUGAUAUUUUCAGCAAGGUACUUGGUGAAAUAGAGCCCUUGAAGAAAGCUAAUUGCCACUCUUCACCUCUACAACAUCUUCAGAGUUUGUUUUCUCAAAAGCAAGAAUCAUCCAGCACAGGAAUGAUGUUAAUAAUUGCAGAUGAGAUGGAUUACUUGAUCACAAGAGACAGAGGAGUCCUGCAUGAUCUUUUUAUGCUCACAACUUUGCCGUUUUCAAGGUGUAUACUUAUAGGUGUAGCAAAUGCAAUAGACCUUGCAGAUCGUUUUCUUCCAAAAUUGAAGUCCCUUAAUUGCAAACCUAUGGUUAUCACUUUCCGUGCUUAUUCUAAAGAUCAGAUCCUUAGGAUACUUCAGGAAAGACUUAUGGUUACUACUCCAUAUGUUGCAUUUCAAUCAAAAGCCUUGGAGCUCUGUGCCAGAAAAGUUGCGGCCGCAUCAGGUGACAUGAGAAAGGCUCUAUGUGUCUGCAGGAGUGCUCUAGAAAUCUUAGAAACAGAAAUAAGAGGAUCAACCUGUCCAGACUCACAAGGUCCAAAUCCAGAUGAUCCAGUGGUGAGGAUGGAUCACAUGGCAGCUGCAAUAUCUAAGACAUUUAAAUCUCCAGUAGUUGAAACUAUGCAGUCUCUUCCUCAACACCAACAAAUCAUAAUGUGUUCUGCUGCAAAGGCUUUCCGAGGGAGCAAAAAGGAUUCAACUGUUGGAGAGCUUAAUAAGUUAUAUCUGGAAAUAUGUAAAUCUUGGUCGAUUUCUCCAGCUGGAAUUACAGAGUUCACGAACAUGUGUACAGUGCUAAACGAUCAGGGGAUUUUAAAAUUCGGUCAAGCUCGAGGGAAUAAGCUAAAGAGAGUUAGCCUGAGAGUAGAUGAAUCAGACAUUACAUUUGCUCUCCAGGGAAUACGAUUUUUCCGCAACUGUCUUCUGUGA